This is a messenger RNA of Serpula lacrymans var. lacrymans S7.9, 396 nucleotides long. RefSeq lists its product as uncharacterized. Bases 91 to 351 code for a protein of 86 amino acids. The record is from RefSeq and is a predicted model, not a curated record. Lineage: Eukaryota; Fungi; Basidiomycota; Agaricomycetes; Boletales; Serpulaceae. The transcript has 4 exons.
AAGCAAACCUCGCCUUUCACAUUCACUGAGAGAUCUUGUCUUUGGAUACUAUUCCUAUCACUGUUACUUGACUGUUACCAAAGGUUUGCCAUGUCCACUAAGGAGUCAGAGUCGCCGCAAGAUAACGUGCAGCCAUUAAAUUACCGGGAGCAUUUCGCGGGACGGGAAACGUAUACCAAGCAUACAGAUCCUUGCGAGAGUGCGGCGAAAGCAUCCAUGGCUUGCAUGGACCGGAAUAGCUACGACCGUGAUAAGUGUCUGGAUUUCUUUCAGGCUUACAGAGACUGUAAGAAGACAUGGCUGGAUCAAAGGAAAGCGGAUCGCAGGGCUGGCCGCGACGCGAGUUUGUAGUCAAACCAGACACUCCUUCUAAGUUGUGGUCUGGUUAUAUUGGCC